Messenger RNA from Orbicella faveolata, 7078 nucleotides. Its product is annotated as QRFP-like peptide receptor. Gene Ontology annotation, cellular component: plasma membrane. Gene Ontology annotation, molecular function: G protein-coupled receptor activity. The record is from RefSeq and is a predicted model, not a curated record. NCBI's taxonomy places the organism in Eukaryota, Metazoa, Cnidaria, Anthozoa, Scleractinia, Merulinidae. Gene Ontology annotation, biological process: G protein-coupled receptor signaling pathway.
AAUUGUUGCACAAUAUGCCGGAAACAAAUUAAAACAAGGAAAACAAAUACGUGCAUCGUUGAAGAAAUUCAGAAAAAAUUGCUGUUUUAGUAUCCUAUAAUAAGAUCUAUAUUUAUAUGAAGCCCUCCGGUGGAAUCUGAUCCUCUUUAGAGUUAAGCAUUGGGAUAAUUCAAACGAUCUUCAGGAAAUCUCUUCUAUAUUUAUCUUUUGUCUCUAACGAACUGCAAAUGCAUAGGUAAUGAAUUAUCUGAAAUCAGGUAAAAGUACCGAGGCCACAUAUAUGUAUAUAUUUAUUGGAGUUUACAUGUCGGACAGUGCCUUUGAAUUAAAAUGUCUUGACCUUUAUAUAAAUGACUACCUUAUAGGUGUGAUAAUUGACAUUGGUAGCAUUACAAGCGGCAAGAAAAAAGGUGCAUGUAGCCAUUAGUUCACGCCAGGGUUUGGCAAUUUACGCUUUCUAUAUUUAGGGGGGGUUUUAAUUUAUGUCGCCAAUUUUUCAUUUUAACUCUCUGGCCAUAUAACAAACUAUUUCGCAACAUAAAUGAUUCAGUUGAAGGAAAAACAAUUGCAGUUUAUUACUUGUUAAAAAUAACUCUGACGGAUGAACUGGUACAUGGCCAGUUGAUUUCCCGAAGGUUGUUAUCGAAGCUGUACUGUUACAAGCAACUAAUGAGGUUUUUUUUUGUGUCGAACAGAACAACGAACAGGUCGCAAAAAGACACAAGAACGUCUUUUUCAAGACCGUUAUAGGAGUUUAAAACUCUACGGGUUAGAAAUCCUGUGCUGUUAUAGCCAGUCAAAAUCCUGAUAGCUGAUUGGUCACUCAAUCUGCUUUAUAUAGUGUAUUACAAGUGUUAAAUUUCAAACCGUAUUCCCAAAUAACGAUGACGUACGCUGUGAUAGUGUAUUACUACAACUACAAAAGCAACGUUCAGCAAGAAUAUAUUAGAAUUAAACAAACCAAACCAAACAUGUUUUGAGAAUCUUUAUCUUCGCUACGCACGACGUAUACAGCAAGACUGGCCAAAGUACGAUGCAAAACGUUUUGUGCGCUGAACUAGUUGGAAAAAUAAAAACAAGCAAAAACAAAAAGCAGCAAAAAACAAAUCAGGGAAACUUUGAAGGAACGAUUUAACAAUUUUGAUUAAUUAACACUGGAUCGUGAAAUGCACUUCAUGACAUUUGUUUGCAUUGAAUUCAAAACACUCAGUUACUAGCAAUAAACGCCUUUCAAUUUGUAUUUUAUUUAUUUUUUUGCAUGGAUAAUCGAGAAAAGUCUGAGGGGAAACUCGAUAAGGUUAAAAUUUCAACUUAAGAUGACGAGAAAGAGGGUAUGACGGUGAAAAGAUUCAAAACAUUUUCUUGACAUGUUACCUUAAUUACCUCCGACUUCGGUUAAAUUUAAGGUUUGUUUUUUUGUGUUUUUCAUAUGAAAAUACCUUGUGAGAAUUUCUUCAGGCUCGAAUGAUAUAACAUAAUCAACAAGGCAAAUGGAGAGCUAAAAAUAUAUCUAAUGCAUUUUGCAUUGUUGUUUAGCAUUGGAAAGAUGCUGGAUUUUUCAAACAAAUUUCAAACGUAAACCUAUAAAAAUGCAAAAUUUGUCUUUGUGAACGGCUCUAAAGACGUUGGGUAAAAAAUUAAUCAAGAAAUUUUUAGGAACAUAAAGCGUUGUAUUUGUGCGUGCUGUGUCGGUGCAUUUCACCAGCCAUUAAUCUAAGAAUAUUCUGAUCUGAUCCACCUGCCUCAGUCAUUUAGGCGCCUAAAAUUGGAGUUAUUUGACAAACGCAUUUCUAAAGUUUUUGUUUUCCGACCAAUAGAGUGGGAAAUAAAACAGCUAGGGGCAACAGGAAUCUUUUGAAUACAGCUUUGUCUUUCUUCAGUCGCACGAUUUCUCUUUUUGAGUAGGUCUUUGAUUGAAGCUCCAAUGUAAUGGGAAGCUUCAGUGUUUCUUUUGAUUAUGGGAAAGACUUAAACAUAACAGGAAACAAACGUGGUAAAGGUAAAUGAUAUUUCCUGAAUUUUCAACACCCUAAUUCUUCGUAUCUUAUAGAACGUCUAAGCGGAGGCAAUUUCUCUAUGUGACAGCUAUUAACAAAGUUCAGUAAAAGAGACGAGGAUAAGGAGCACCAGGCCAUGAACAAGCCAUGAUGUGAUGGCUAUAUAAGCUCAGACAAAAAGGACGCAAACAAAACUGCGUUAGUUGAAACAUAAAUAUCCGGACCUGCAUUGAAGCUCUGGCAAGAGAAGUGCAAAUCGAGCGUUGCUAUGCUGUUAAACGGCACAAGUUCAGCAACGCCGAUUCUUGGAAACUCCACAAACUCUUCGCGAAUUACACACUUACCGCGGCAAUAUGAUACAGCAAGAAUCAUCAUACUUGUGCUGCAAAUAAUUGUUUCCCUUAUAGGAACUGUCGGAAAUGUUCUCGUGUGUGUUGUUACAUCGAAAAAAAGAAACUUGAAGAUAGUCGGCAAUCGUUUAAUUCUCAAUCUCGCCAUCGCCGAUUUGGGAGUGUUACUCAUUAACUAUCCGAUUCAUAUCAGCAAAGAAUUCUCUAUCUCGUGGCCGUUUGGUGAGUUCGUUUGCGAAACUGUCUUCCCUUUCACUUUAAUCUUUUACGGGGUAGGAAUCGGCUGCAUCACAGCCAUUGCACUUCACCGCUACAGAAUGCUGGUGCAUUGCAUGAAGCCGCAAAUGAACAAACAAACAGUCAAACGCGUCCUGUUCCUCAUCUGGCUUCUAUCCUUCAUUAUUGUGGUAAUGCCAUUGUUUUUCGUCAUGAAGUUGCUACCCAUACCAAAAAUCGGGAUAGUGAUCUGCGAACCACUGUGGCCUAACCCGUUGUCCAGCCAGAUGUACCAUACUACGAUUGUCUUGGCUUUUUACAUCAUUCCUUUGAGUAUUAUCGCGGUAACAUACAUUCGCAUCAGAACGAAGCUGAAGGACAGCAUUCGCAGACACGACAGCUACCGGCGCUCGAGCUUCAGAGAACAAACUGCUCGAAAGGAGUCUGUUUCCAGGAUUGUACAAAAUCGCCGAGCCUUGAGACUUCUUGCACCAGUUGUUAUUGUGUUUGCUGUCUGCAUGGCGCCCUCGCAUUUGACCACCAUCAUGUCUCUUUUUGUCCACAUUACCGGUUCCAAACACGUUGCAAUCGCUGCUCGUAUCUUUGUUCUUUUACUGGUAACAAACGCUUCUGCUAAUCCAAUAAUCUACUCUGUAGUGAACUCAGACUUUCGCCGUGACUUCGUGCAACUUCUGCGAUGUGACACCGACGGUUGCUGUGCGGAUACCACGGAAGGACUUAGCUUGAACACAUUUCGACGAACCUCUUCUUCACUCAACAGGCGCGACAAAGACGGAAAAAGAAGUUCCUUCUUACUCAGUAGGAGAAGAAGCUCUAGCUCCAGCUCCAAAAAAAGUUCGAAGUCGUCAUCAAGGAAUUCCGCCGAGAAACUACAAGCUAAAAUUAAUGAUGGAACCGCGGCCCACGAGAAAGUGUAGCAAGGUGAUGGCUAAUGAGUCACAAAGGACUGAUUAGACCACUAUUCUGAGAUCAAAGAAAAAUAGUUUUGACAGCCCACUCAGCUUCUUCGAGAAAUAAACACAUAUUUUGAAACUGAAGAGUAGAAAAGAGGUAGAAAUAGAAGGAAAAGACGGAGAAGAACCUGAAAACACUGAAGAGGAAGGAGAAUGAACAGGAAGGAGAAGAAAUAAGAUGACAACAGCCGCCAUGUCGACCGAGCGAACUCUUUGUCAUUUAAACCACAGACUUUAUUAAGGCAAGCAUUCAUUUCAUGUUCAAAACCUAGCACGACUAAAACUGGAGCGUUGAACACUAAUUUCCCUGGUUUUGCAUUGUGACAUUUGUAAACACCCCGUAUUUCUCCAAAGACUCUUUCACUGUUAACAAUUAGUGGAAAUUUUCCGGCAUAUUUUCACGACUAGAAAUAAGCCUACUUCGCUGUUUUCAAUUCCAACAUAUAUUUCAUGUAAUACUAAAUAUAUGAACACCCACGAGCGUCAGCUCUUUAAAACAAAACAUUUCCGCUCGAUGCGCUUUUCUUUUGAAUAAAAUUUACAGUUCUGAAAAGCACUCAGUGCUGUUGCCUGUACAUCUCUUGACACUUUUUUAAGAGUGAUGCGCUGUUUAUUCUUAAAACAAUAUGAUGAUAGACUAAUUCUAAAUUAAAAACUUGAUCAUGUCAAGUUUGAAGCUUAAGAUUUCAGAAGCAGGUUGAAUUCUUGAUUUCUGUUUCCUGUUCAUGUACUUUUUUUCCAGACUGUUGACACUUUUUUUUAUGAGUGAUAUGCUGUUUAUUCCUAAAACAAUAUGAUGGUAGACUAAUUCUAAAUUAAAAACUUGAUCAUGACAAAUUUAAAGCUUUAGAUUUCAGAAGCAGGUCGAAUUUUCGAUCCUGGGGAUCAAGAAAUAAAAAAAAAGUUAAAGUUUUUAGGAUUUUGUUUUCAGAAAAAGAUUUUGCAAAAUGUUGUUUUAUUUUGUCUGACUUGAAGAUAGGAAAAUUGACUUCCACGCAGGUGAGAUUUUUGUUCAGAAUUUACAUUUGUUCCAAACUUUAGGUUGGUAUACAAACAUACUACUAAGGAUUCGAAAACACACUUUACGAGCAAAAUAAUAUCAGUGAAAAAUCCCACAGAUUAAUUAUCGAUGCACGUUGAGAAAAAAUCCUUUUGAGUGACCGCUAAAGGGCGUUUUAGAUAGGAUUUAAAGUUAAUUCAUCUCUGUGUAGCUUGAUGGGCAUUCUGUACACAGGAAGACACUUAGCACCUGACCGGUUAAAUAUAUGAAAAGUGACGGAUUAUUAAAAAUAUUGACCAUAUUGAGCACGAUUAUUUCAGGCACAUUAAUCUUACUUUAAAAGCUUAUACUCCAGGCUAAGCCAUGUAUAAGAAACACUAAAUUGUCUUAUUGGGUACGAGUUUGAAAAAAAAAAUGUGAAAUACAGGACUUAGCAGUUUUUAAAAUUCUAAUUAUCAUUUCGAUUUCAAUCCUGAAAACACUUUUCUAAAGGGUCAAUCAGACUGCAGGGAUUUUCAGAUAAAAAUUGCUAUAGAUAGUCCUCACAAAAUCAUGAAUCUCUUAUCAAACACUGGUUUGGCGUUAAUGUGUUCCGUUGACGCUCGGGGCCAAAGAGUUGGCGUGAAAAGUUUCCUAAAACAGAUAUAGUUCUGCAACGUGUACUUAAAUGAGUUGUAUUUUGACUGGUUGUAUUUGGGUUUGCUUCCCGUCCAUUCGAUGGGCGGUACGAAUCAUCUUUCUUUAACAAAAAAGACUAAAAAUAUCAUAUCAUAGCGCAAGGCAUGUAUUUUAUCGUUAAAGGGAUGAAACUCCAUGACAACAAUCAUCAACCAUAAUUUCAUGGCAGCAAUCAACAAUAAACAACAGUAUUAAAGCCGCCUGGCUGUUUGGCAGGAAUAGAAAACGUUGAUAAUAAUUUUCCUGAAAAACAAGGUAAAGAAAUGUUGAGCGCAAUUGUGUUUAUAAUUAAAGCAAUUGCGCCAAAAAAUCAUGAAAGAAAAUUCAAGUAUUCAUUACUGUGAUGCAAACUUAUGAUGUUUUGGUGCAAUAUGCUUACAGAUGAGCUAAAACCUCUGCAAGAGGAUCAAUGGCGAUGAGUUCAUUUAUUCGAUCACAUAAGGAAUAAAAAGACAAGUAUUGUCUAUGAAAGAAUCAUGUAUGACUGGUUGCGAAUAGAUUAUGAAGUGAAAAUGUUCCGCCCGUCAGAGAUGGUUUGGUUUUCCCGCAUCACGCUGAUUCGAUUAAACGCUUUUGAUUUACCUCCAUAGUCUCGAUAGUAAUUACAGCACCACGCGUCUCAGGCUGUCCUAUUUAAUUUGAAUGAUUUGAGCAUCAGAUAGUUAAGUUUGAGAUUACAGAUAAUUUAAGUCGGUUUUUAUUUCCAAAGCAUUUCAUAAGUAAGAUUGUGAGCAUUAACCCACCAAUUGUGCCCAGAAAAAUGGCAAAACAUUCCUUAUACCAGCUCAGCUUGUAUGCUGCUGAUUGCUAUUACUCAAGACAGUUAGUUUGACCACUAUCAGUGACUCAAAGAUUGUUAGAAAGACUAUAUUAUCAUAUUAGACAGAGGGUUUCAAUUUUUCGUGCGCUUUUGAGUACCUUAUGCGCCAUGUUUGAUUGCUGCACUUUCCUUGUUUUGGUGAUACUUAACUAUAUUUAGCAAUGUACACAACCACUGUACAUUACCAGCAAAGAUUGGCUUAAAAAAAAAGCACACCUUGAUAUUCUAUGGCGCCAAAUUUACAAUAUCAUGUCAUACAAUCAGCUCCCUGUCAACUAAGCAAACGCCCACCAUGUUCAAUCUUUCUAUCGCCUCGCUGUUUUUGAAGGGAAUUUUGGCUUGUUUACAAGCACAAUAUUUCAGUUCCUUUAGCCGUUUUUAAAAUUCUAAUAUCCUGUAGUCUUUAGAUGCUUCCCUAGAUCUGGACUCUGCUGCUGGGCAGGCCGGUACAAAUAAUUGUAUUGCAACAUGCGGUUUUGGCUACUGAGUUUUUGACCGCGAGAAUACUUCAUGUAACGUUAUAUAAAGCAAAAGCGCUAACGACAACCGCUGGCUCUAUUUCGACCCAACCUUCAUCUUCCCACGACAUUUACGCUUGACUUGACAGAGGUUAGACAAAAAGCAAAUACCGACCAUUGUGUCUUGUUUAAACGUGUUGGUGCAUGUUUAGCUCAAUGGAAACCGAAAAGUAUUUGUGAAGAUGACUUAAGUAGUCGAAACCGUUAGGUUCUUCUAAUUUUGUUUAACUUUCAAGCCUUGUAAACAGCGUCUUCAGGCAAUUUCUCUGCCAACUUUGGUGCUCACGGGUUGGUUCUUUUUAUUAGUGUCGGUGGAAGAAACCUGUUUAUAGAAAAUAUAAAAAGAACUGUGUAGCAAUGUUCUUAAAAAUUCGCCAACAAAUCCACUGUCCUCUAAUUCGAUUAAGAAGUUAAAAUUUCUUAUAAUUCCUCUCUGAAACAUUAAUAGAAUGCCAGACAUACAUGAAACACUGGAGAUUAUAACCAAUAACUUAAAAAGGUGCUGAGUUAUUGAACUAGUUAUUA